AUGGGCGAUCCACUUUCCACGGCAGCUAGCAUCGCUGGUCUCAUGAGCCUUGCCGACACGGUAUUCCGAUAUGUCUUCAAAUACGCCCGCGGGGCAGUGAACGCCAAAAAGGAAGUCGAAGCCCUUUCUACCGAAAUCAAUGGGCUCUCCGCAGUUCUUCGGGGUCUUCACGCCCUUGCGAGCGAGUUGGAGGCUGAGGCUUCCUUUGAGCCGACUCUGAGGAUGCAGCAUCUCACCCACUGCAAACAGACUCUCGAAACAUUACGCAACAGGGUCAAGAAAGCUGCAGAUGACUUUGAUAACAAGACCAAGUGGGAAGGAAUAACUCGAAGACUGAAGUGGCCCUUUUCAGCUUCCGAGACCAAGGACUUGUUGUCCGACAUCUCUCGCUGCAAAGAGACGUUGACUCUGGCCACCACGGCCGACACGAUGCGUAAACUACAGAUCUUCCUCACGAACCAAGCGGAUCUUGACCUAAAGCUCGACAAAAAGUUAGACGAUGUUAUUCACAUUCUUCAGAGAGACGAGGUGGAUGUCAGGAAGAGGCUCAUCCUUGACUUCUUUAUGAAACCAGACGCCAACCCAAAGUCCAACCUGUCCCAAAGCAUCAAACUACGACAUCCCACCACAGGCAGUUGGUUGACCACAUCACAUGCCUUCAGGGCGUGGCUGGAUACACCUGGCUCAAGACUGUGGCUGAAUGGCAUCCCAGGGGGCGGUAAGACCGUUCUUGCUGGUGCCGUUGUCCAAGAAGCUCUUUCCAUCGGGUCACCUGACACUGCCGUUGCCUUCUUUUUCUGCGACUACAAGAACCCAGCUACUCUUUUGCCUUUGAACAUCAUCGGUGCCCUUGCAUCGCAGAUCGCCCGGCAAAAUGAUGACGCCUUCGACCUGCUUCAGGAUUACUACCAAGAACUCCAUCCAGCCCGAGCGCUGGACAGGGUGGCAGAUGUGGAUGAACUCAGAGCAAUCAUCGCAAAGAUGUCUCAACUGUUCAAGCAGGUCACUGUGAUAAUUGAUGGACUCGACGAGUGCGGCGAAAACACCGACUCUGUGCUCGAGAGCAUUUCAGAGUUGGCCGUGAGCACCACCAGCACCAGUCUCGCCUUGUUUAGUCGUGACGAACUCAACAUCCGCACGUGGCUUCACGAAGACUUUGAAGAGAUUUCCAUUGAAGCUCACACAGAAGAUAUUGAGCUAUUCGUUCGAGCCGAGAUGGAGCAUAGGAUCCAGAAUAGCCGGCUCAAGGUCAACAACUUGAAGAUCAAGGACGAUAUUGCUGAGGAACUUAUCACGCGAGCCAACGGAAUGUUCCGAUGGGUUGUUUGCCAACUCGACUACCUCUGCGAGUUUGCCACGGAUGCUGAUCGCCUCAACGCACUCAAGGAACUGCCACCGACAUUGCCUGAUAGCUACCGCCGCCUUCUCGAGCGGCUGAACAGGCGGCCACCUCGUGUUCAACGAAUGGUGCAGAUGUCUCUUCAGUUCAUUGCCUUCUUCCCGGUAACGUUAUCCAUCAAAGAACUGUGCCAGGCAGUCUCAACCCCACAGGCGCGCGUCGACGAAACCAACACCGUAUCGGAGAGAGAUAUCGUCCUAGGCUGUAGCAGCUUGAUACGAAAGUCUCCUGACGGAGAAUCCUUAGAGUUUGCACACUUUUCAGUGCUAGAAUUCCUCCAAGAUGAUCUCCUGUCGAAAACCCCUGGUUUGGAGGCAUACAGACUAACCAGACGGGAGGACAGCCAAGUGCUGGCCACACAAUGUCUCAAAUUUCUACAGUUGGAUAAUUUCAACUACAUCCCCCCAUGUUCUAUUGAAUGGGAGCAGUUCAGAGACGAGCAGUUCCAAUCCUACCCGUUCUACGAAUCCGCAGCAAUCUACUGGCCAGAUCUUGCAAGAGAGGGACUCGGUGAUUCCUCACUGUUAAGUGCGGCAAAAUCUCUGUUCCAUCCCUCAGUUGCCCAGAACUUUCGUGGCUGGGUUGACUUAUUUCUAAGAGGAACUUUCAAUUUCCUCUACUACAGUGAUGCGAAUUACCAACAAAAUCCGUCGAAAUACUCGCUUCGCGUUCGAAACGUCUCCACUGAUCAGAAGCUGCGGCCCUUGCACGUUGCAGCUGCUUUGAAUCUGCCAGAGAUCUGCUCAUUCCUUAUUGGAGAGGGCGCCAAUGUCAAUGAAGUGUGCGAUAUGGGCACGCCACUUCUCCUUGCCGAGUUUUCAUUGUUCGCCUUGAAGGAUGAGACAAUUGAUUUCCCCGACUGCCAAUGGCCUUUUCUCAGGUACUUUUUGCCUUGCUCCUCUCGUCGAAACCGCACAAUCAGCUGCCUCAUUGAAGCCGGAGCAUCCUUUGUGAAGCUUUCCGAGCUUUACAUGAGCCGGCCACUAUUUCUCACCACGUCAAUCAUUGGCAGUCUCGUUAAGGAUUUUGGUCCAACCAUCCAGCUGCUAGACCAAUGCAUCAACCCGACAUACUCCGAGAUAGAUGACUUCGAGGCUUAUUUGAAGGCGUGGGCUCGGACUAGUCACCCUCGUGAGCUGGAAGCUCCUCUCUUGAACCUGAUCCGAUAUCUCAAAGAGUCUCCUGCGUACAGCACUGAUUGGGGUUUUCGGCUCGGGAGGGCCUUGUGGUCUACCUGUUCCAAGUUGGAUUUAGCUUUUACGAGCGACCCAACUCUUACAGACAGCCGCAUCUCUCUCUCGUAUGAGGCCUUAGUCGAAAAAACCAUGGUUGCCAUUCGAAAGGAUGAUUUCAAUGCCCUGCGGUCGUACCUGGACGAUGGACGUGUUGAUGUCCACAAUUCUUACUCCUACGGCAACUUCCACGGAACCCUCCUAUACUUUGCUGUUAGGGAGAAUUCCCCAGCCUGUGCCGAUCAACUCCUGGCAUUGGGGGGUGACCCAUGCAGCAAAGAUGACCAUGGGCGGGUCGCGGUCCAUCACUGUUGUCGUCAUGGAGAUGGGAGAACUCUCAGACUUCUUGCCAAGUUCAAUGUUUCUCUUCUCGCCGAGGAUGGAGAUGGAAACAACCUCUGGCACUACAGCGCCCAAAAGAUGUGGACAGCAUCGUUCCUGGACGUGCUUUUCAACUUGAGCAAAGAUGACACUUGGAAGGCAUUGUUGACGCGCAACAAAGCUGGGCAAACACCUUUGAUGAUAGCCCUAUCGCGCCAGAAGCGUGCCACCAACGAAGACCGCGAGAAUUGCGAGUGGAGGGCCCUCAUGUUCAUUGAUUACUGUAACCAAGUACCAGACUUUUGGCUUCAGCACAAUCCUCUAUUCCCAACGGUGUUCAAAUUUGCUUCAAGUAAAGUGUUCGAAAAGCUGAAAGAAUUGGGGCUUGAGCUGGAUGCUUUGAUACCCGGGCAAGCAACACCAUUGCAUGAGCUUGGGCCAGAGACUUCCAUUGAGUGGGCAGAGACGUUGAAGAAAAGCUAUCCAAGCGCAUGCGCCGCCAGAUUUGAAGGCAAAUUACCUAUUGAGACAUAUUUUGAGGCAAUCCUCCGGGCCGGGAAAUGCCCAGAAAACUUGAAGGACAUCAUCCAAGUCCUCGCCUCCUCCGACACUUUCAAAUCGAGCCACCAAGGGACCACACCGUGGGAGUUCGCAUGUAGACUUCAACUGCAAGUUGGGGAUUGGGGCGAAAAAAAGGACAUGUUUUGUAAGGGAGGUUGGCGAGUGUUGGAUAGAAUAUGGGCAGACCUCUUGUCCUGUGGAGCCAUGGAGGCAUUCGAGGAUGCACAUGCAUGUACACCGCCGUUGGUUGUGGGGUUGUGCAAAACAGGCAGCGGCAAGGCUUUCCUUCAGUCUCUUUUAAAUCAUUCUAACUCAGAGAGAUUGAGGGAGUUUCCCCCUGGUCCACAAAUGUUGAGUUUGCUGCAUCGAGUCGCCUCCUCAUCGGACGAGCCAGGCCUUGGCUGGCUAAUCAGGGAACUUGUCGCAAAGGGGGCAGACAUCAAUGCGAUGAACCCAUCGUUGGACCCCGGGUUACGAGUGCCGCCGAUUGCAUAUCAUGUGUGGGCCGAUUCGUCUUACUGUGCAACCUCUCUGCUUCAGAUGGGUGCUGACCCUUCGCUCGGCAGCGUCUAUGAUGCAAUUUACUUUGCGACGAUGCGAGUUAAUAUGGCACUUCUUGAAGCCAUACUCGACUAUUCACGGGCAGGUAAUGGCAAGAUCGAUUGGACGAAGUCGUAUCACUGGAAAGUGAAUGGAGUUUACUGGGAAGGAACCAAUCUCCAUUAUGCUUGCUAUCUUGGCCACCUGGAAUGCACCAAGUUCUUCAUCGAAGAAGGGCUUAUCGGGCUUGAAACAGUCGAGUCUACUGGCCAUACCCCUUUGCACUUUGCUGCAAUAAGUGGCAGUGCGGACAUCAUCGACUAUCUCGUAUUGAAGGGCUCAGGGGUCAACGUCAUGGCCAGCACCGCCAACUACACUCCGCUUCACUUCGCGGCCCAUGCAGGUCAUCUUGAGGCCACAAAAGCCUUGGUAAGGCUUGAUGCUUCAAACUCAAUUAAUGUCAACGGGUUGAGCCCCAGAAUGUGCGCCGAAUUUCAAGGCCACCACAAAAUCGUCCAAUUCCUUGAUGGAGCAUUCCAGGAUCUCAACCACUCAGAACAACAGGCCAAGAUAAUCCGUGCAAGGACUCGGCGCAAGAGAAUGAAGGAAGCUAUUGAAGCCGGCGAUCUCGCCGCAUGCAGGACCUGUCUGGACGAUGGCUGCCCGCUCGACGAGGGCAUCCUUGGCACUGGUUUUUGCUCUCCCUUGUCGUAUGCCUUGAUCAAAGGUCAAGAAGGUAUAGCCCAACUUUUCAUCGAGCGCAAUGCGAGCACACUGGUCCCCUUUAUCCAAGAGAACCACUUCUAUAGUGGCGCGUUGAACUACGCCUCGAGUAGACGUGAGCUUGUUUUAAUCCUCCCAUCGCUCCUCUCUCGCCACCUUGAAGAAGGGGAUAGCAUGCAUGGAUUCGCCUGUCCACUUUGGCAUGCCGUGGGUGCAAGAAACGAGGAGGGCGUACGGCUUAUACUGGAGCAUCUGUUGGAAAAUUCAGGCAGGAUUGGCCAUAUGAACCAAGUUCCGUCUGAAAAGGUCGUCGUCCAGAUAGUAAAUCUUCUCUAUUCAUUUUUUAUGCGGAACAAACCAACGAUGAUGACGGCGUUGCACUGCGCGGUAAGAAAUGAAAGUACAACAAUCGCCAAACUUCUGGUCCAGUAUGGGGCAAACGUCGAUUCCAUUGAUGAAGAUGGGGCAAGUCCAUUGGAUGGAGCUCUCGACAGAGAAACGGCGGCACUUCAAGCCUCAGAUAUUCUAGAGCGCCCCUCAGAUCUUUCUCCAAGAGACAUGCCUCGGGAGUACUUAAUGUCAGUCUUGGCCCUGGAAGCUAAUGGCCUUGCCUCUUUCGUGCACCGGCGCGAGGAUGGCGCCCUCAUGGAUCUGUUUCAAAGAACAAGCGUUGGCCAGAGCUUCAUUCUCAACUCGGAAUUCUCACUUGAAGAUAUGGGCCCUUUUGCAUGGUACGCGGAAACCCGCCAGAGUUUCGGAAGGCUGCCCUUCCUCAACAAGACUUUUCACCAACUGCAGCGUCGGUUUCCUCGCGAAUCACUAAAAAGAUGGCUCAAUCUCGAGCCGGAUCGUGGAUGGAGCCCUCUCUGCAGAGCAGCCUCGCAGGACCUAAUCACCAUAAUGGAAAAUUGUUUGUCUUUGGAUGCAGAAAUCAACUUUGAGGGAUGUCCUCUCGGCUCUGCUCUCAUGAUAGCCAGUGCCUGUGGUAGGCUUGAGGCCGUCAAGUUUUUGGUUCGGCGAGGAGCAACAUCGAGCUACAUCGGCCGCCGGGGAUCCAUCGAUGUCCUAUCUGUGGCCCGCUCUGCCUCUGUGAGAUCAUGGUUGAUGGUUGGGCGCUUCAACGAACAACUAAGGAUCUCGAUGGGCGAAGUGACCAACUCCUCUUCUACAGCUCAGACAUUCCCCUGGAGCGGAAUCGCCCAAGCAAAAUUUAGACACGUGGGUGUUGACAAGAGAGUGCUGGGCCAAUCGACUCUUGACUAUGCCAGAGCAUUGGCAGCUCUCAAAAGGAGGAUGCGAGGUCAGAUCGCUGUCAGAAUAGACGGGUUGGUGUAUCCACAUCAAGGGAGCACAUCCAACACCAGAGCGCUGGUUUCGAUGCUCGAGGGGAACAUUGAAGAGUAG
Molecule: messenger RNA, 6180 nt
Organism: Fusarium vanettenii 77-13-4
Lineage: Eukaryota; Fungi; Ascomycota; Sordariomycetes; Hypocreales; Nectriaceae
Exons: 5
Coding region: 1-6180 (2059 amino acids)
Molecular function (GO): protein binding
Source: RefSeq, a predicted model, not a curated record